This is a messenger RNA of Solanum dulcamara, 382 nucleotides long. RefSeq names its product mannan endo-1,4-beta-mannosidase 5-like. The record is from RefSeq and is a predicted model, not a curated record. The coding region runs from base 26 to 382 and encodes 118 amino acids. Lineage: Eukaryota; Viridiplantae; Streptophyta; Magnoliopsida; Solanales; Solanaceae. The transcript is spliced from 2 exons. Gene Ontology annotation, molecular function: hydrolase activity, hydrolyzing O-glycosyl compounds.
AUACAUUGUUCUAACAAAUUAAUUAAUGGCUUCUUUUAGUAGAGCAAUUUGCUCAUUCUUUGCCUUGCUCUGCUUCCUCCUCCUCCUAGCUAUAAUCACAGAAGCUAGGAAUAUAGAAAAUACUAAUAAUGUAGAUUUUGUUAGAACAAGAGGUGCACAUUUUGUACUAAAUGGAGCACCUUUUCUGUUCAAUGGUUUCAACUCUUAUUGGCUGAUGCAUGUUGCUGCUGAGCCAACUGAGAGGUACAAAGUCUCUGAAGUUUUCAAGGAAGCCUCUGCUGCUAGCCUCUCUGUAUGCAGGACUUGGGCUUUUAGCGAUGGAGGCGAUGCAGCAUUGCAGAUUUCUCCUGGUGUCUACGAUGAACGUGCUUUUCAGGCCUGA